This is a messenger RNA of Aspergillus heteromorphus CBS 117.55, 2008 nucleotides long. RefSeq names its product Smr domain protein. Gene Ontology annotation, molecular function: ubiquitin binding. Bases 114 to 1799 code for a protein of 561 amino acids. Lineage: Eukaryota; Fungi; Ascomycota; Eurotiomycetes; Eurotiales; Aspergillaceae. The record is from RefSeq and is a predicted model, not a curated record. The transcript is spliced from 2 exons.
CAAAAUAUUCACGACGGGUUUCGUGUUGCAGACAAGCACCAGACUCCCAGUUGCUUACCAAGGAAUGCUUAGCAAACCAGUCAUUUCUUUGCUUCCUAUUGUUGGCUUUGAACAUGGGUGAUACAGUGGAAGAUCCACUCCAGGACCUGGAAAAAACGUACUGUCCUCCUCUAGACCCUGCCUUGCUUACCGCCAUUGCAUUCGAUUAUGACCUUAGAGACUCUACACAACUUCAGCAGCUUCGCGACACCCUUGAUGCCCUUAGAUUGUCCGCUUGGGAGCAAGAGGAUCUACCAUUUGACCCCUCCGGCACGUCCGGACUGAGUCCAGACAACAAUGCGGAGCUCGAUGGCAUCUUAUCAGAGAGCAGUGGAUCCCAGAGUACCACAGUGCGGUCACACGAAACAGAUCUCAGUAGUCUCACAUCUGGCUUCUCUGGUAUCGGGCUGGGUGAUAAAAGCGCACAUGGCAAGAAUAAAGGUGGCGCGAAAUCAUUUGAUCAUGUGUCGUACAUUAUUAGUGAGGAUGGGUCUAUGCGUCUGUCCGGGGCAAAUGAAGAUGACAAAAUCAGUUACUUGACCGAGAUGUUUCCCUCGGUGGACCGCUUUACUGUCCAACACACCCUGCAGAAGUCUAAUGGGGAUAUCGAUCGCUCUAUGGAUGUCUUGCUGAACCUUACCUUCUUCGAUGAGCAGCCGACUGACGAGGACGGAGCCAAGGUCUUUGUUCCUAAAGGCAUUGACGGCUUCGGAGAUGGCCCCGGAGACGCUGGAAAGAAGAAAGGACGCAAGCGCAAGAACAAGAAUGGUCGGAAGCAGGAUAUUUCGUCACCUCUAAGCUCUGUGUCAUAUUUGGAUGAGACACCUACUCUAAACAAAUGGGAUGCUGCCGAAAAGGAUGUUGAUUUCAUCCAUGCUAGAACUUCACCCAUCUUGAAGAAAGAGACGGUCCGCUCGACUUACCAUGCGAAUGGAGCUUCACUACCAGGGGCGAUUCAGGCCCUUGCCUCCGCACAUGCGCCGAAGAGUGAAUUGGCCAUUGCUGAAAAUCCAGUUAUGGUUACGCAAAUCGCUGAGCUCACGCAGGAGUUCGGCUCUGUCCCACCGGUUACAUUUGCCGGUCUACUUCAGGUCACUAGGGGCUCAGUUUCGGCUGCUAAUGAGCUGGCAGCUGCUAUGUUAACUGCUCCUGUGGCGUCCUCAGUGUCCGAGUUGAUCAAGAUCACGGCAUCACCUCUAUCUCUGGACCUUGAAGACGAGGAGGUACGCCCAAAACGGACUGCAGAUGUGCCAGUCACCCGAGACCUUGAUCGAGCACGAAGUGCAGCAGGCCUACACUUCACAGCUGGCGCAGAAGCAUUGUCGAAAGCAUCGCUAGCGUACAGACGCGGCAAGUCGGAUCGAUUGAUGGGGGGUGCGGCCGCGUACUAUUCGGCGGUCGGACGAGACCAUAUGGAGCGCGCCAGGCGCAAUGCAGCUGCGGCCGCCGACGCCUUGGUGGACACACAGUCUACUUCGAGCAUGUUGGAUCUACACGGAGUGUCCGUGCAAGAUGCGGUCCGGAUCGCUAGCGCACGGGUGUCAGAGUGGUGGGAGUCUUUGGGCGACGCCAAAUACAUGCGAGGAGGUGGGGAUCCAGUCCGCGGGGGCUAUCGCAUUGUCACUGGCCUCGGAAGGCACAGUCACGACGGGACGUCCCGCUUAGGGCCGGCCGUGGGGAAGAUGCUCGCCCGAGAGGGCUGGCGGGUAGAAGUUGGCGAAGGUGUUUUGACGGUCGUUGGCGUUGUUAAACGUCGUUGACUUGCACUGCGAUGGUUGUUCUGGCGAUUUCUCGUCUCUUCGGUUCAGCGUUUGAUAUACUCGAGAUACCCUGGGGCGUUUUUACCAUGCGGGCAUCUUUGGUUGAAGGGCGUCAUGUGGCCAACAUAUGUCGUACAUACAUACAUACAUGCUUACGUGUUUGGUAUCUACAUAUACACUUUAUUUUAUCCAAGAAGAGGGGAGUUGGC